This is a messenger RNA of Spirodela intermedia, 387 nucleotides long. The record is from the annotation of a GenBank genome assembly. Lineage: Eukaryota; Viridiplantae; Streptophyta; Magnoliopsida; Alismatales; Araceae.
AUGUGCUUGUGACGGGUGAAUCAGAUUAGACCCGGGAGGGCUGCUGGAGAUGGAGUGCCUGCUAUGCAUUACUUUGUCCCCUUCAUGAUCAGAACGGGCUGAGAGGGCGUGGGCAGUGGAGCGGGUGUUCAACGCACGAUGCUGAGCUUCCACACCCCAGGGAGAAGAGGUACUGUUGCCGGGGAGAAGGGAAUCACGACCAGGGUGAUCACCAACGCCGGGACUCCCAAAAGAUCCGAAGACAAGUUGCGAGCCCUCUGUGGGAAGCGCAUCUCGUCGAGGCUGCUGCUGAUACUGCUGAUGUGGACUGUGGUGCUGCGGAUUCUGGACAUGCCCAGGAUUCUUGUAGAGAUCCCUCUGAUCGGGCCGGCCGCCCAGAAACCCUAA